Messenger RNA from Morone saxatilis (striped sea-bass), 1156 nucleotides. RefSeq names its product multiple epidermal growth factor-like domains protein 10. Gene Ontology annotation, cellular component: membrane. Gene Ontology annotation, molecular function: protein binding. The record is from RefSeq and is a predicted model, not a curated record. NCBI's taxonomy places the organism in Eukaryota, Metazoa, Chordata, Actinopteri, Moronidae.
GGGUAAAGUUAGUCAGUGUGUGAAGAGCCGCUGCCUCAGACUGCUCCUAUCCGAGCGAACACUGGCAAACACAGCGCGGCCACUGACUGCACUUUCAUGUGCUGUAGGCUUUUAGACAGUACUGCUACUUCCCAUCAUUUAUCACUGGAUAUAUCACUAUCAGCACCAACGGACGGACCCAUGAGCCAGGGCAGGAUCGCUAUUCUCUCAUAAACAAGGUGCAGCUUUGACCGAUAUGGCCGUGUCAUUGCGCUGCCACAGGACAGUCCUAUUGGCUGUGGCCUUCUGUUUCCUGCCAUGCAUCACUUCCUCACUCAACCUGGAGGAUCCCAACGUAUGCAGCCACUGGGAGAGUUACUCUGUGACAGUGCAAGAGUCAUACGCCCAUCCGUUUGAUCAGAUUUACUACACCAGCUGUACCGACAUCCUCAACUGGUUCAAGUGUACCAGACACAGGGUGAGCUAUCGGACAGCAUACCGUAGAGGAGAGAAGACCAUGUACCGGAGAAAGUCCCAGUGCUGCCCAGGCUUCUACGAGAACGGAGAGAUCUGUGCUCCUCAUUGUGCAGAGAGCUGCGUUCACGGCCGUUGCAUGGCCCCCAACACCUGCCAGUGUGAGCCGGGUUGGGGGGGAUCCAACUGCUCCAGUGCUUGUGACAGUAACCACUGGGGUUCCCACUGCAGUAACAGAUGUCAGUGCCAGAACGGAGCGUUGUGUAACCCCAUCACUGGAGCCUGUAUCUGCACUCCUGGAUAUAGAGGCUGGCGCUGUGAGGCCCAGUGUGAGGUGGGCACCUAUGGUAACGGAUGCCAACAGAAAUGCCAGUGCCAGAAUGGAGCCACCUGUCACCAUGUCACCGGAGAAUGCAAGUGCUCACCGGGAUACACUGGAGCUUUCUGCGAAGACCUGUGUCCUCCAGGGAAACAUGGGCAGCAGUGUGAAGAGAGAUGUCCAUGUCAGAAUGGAGGAGUGUGUCACCAUGUAACUGGAGAGUGCUCCUGUCCUGCAGGAUGGAUGGGUACAGUGUGUGGCCAGCCAUGUCCAGAGGGGAGAUUUGGACAGAACUGUUCCCAGGAAUGUCAGUGUCACAACAACGGCUUCUGUAUGUCAUCCACCGGACAGUGUCUCUGCAGCCCCGGAUACACCGGAGAACGG